CCUUGCGAAUACGACCGUUAACGGAUGAAGACCUGGCAACAUUACCGACAAGGUUUCAACGACAAGUCUUAUCCACAUCACCACAUACUCCAAACCAGGUUGUUGUAGCUGGAGAAAAGAAACAAUUCUUUACUUUUGAUCAUGUAUUUAGUCCUGAAACUUCACAGAAUGAGAUUUACGAAAGAGCUGUGUUUAAAUUGAUUGAUAAAUUUAUAGAAGCAUAUGGUCAAACUUCUUCUGGCAAAACUUAUACAAUGGGCACAUCAGAUUCAACUGCAGUCCCUAUUGACCAAAAAGGAAUAAUUCCUCGGGCAAUGCAAUCCUUAUUUGACAUUCUAAGUUCCCCACAAUAUAAAUCUCGUAAAUUUCAGAUUAAAGUUUCUUUUAUUGAAAUUUAUAAUGAAGAUUUGAUUGAUCUGCUGGGUGAAGGUGAUGAAGAAAGUAGACCUCAAGUUAUGAUAAGAGAAGAUUCUAAAGGGCAUAUUUUAUGGAGUGGAUUACAAGAAAUUAAAGUCAAUUCGGUCGAUGAAGUUAUGGGGUCAAAUACACCUGUACCGGAGAUACCUGAUUCGAAAUCUGGAAUUAGACCUCCAUCACGAUCUAGUUCUAGAUUGAGUAAAAGAUCCGAUGAUGGUAGUGGUGAAUGGAUUGCUGUUACUAGUAAAUUCCAUUUCGUGGAUUUGGCUGGUAGUGAGAGACUAAAAAGAACCGGUACUGUUGGGGAUCGUGCUAAAGAAGGAAUAUCUAUAAAUUCUGGUCUUUUAGCAUUAGAGAACGUUAUCUCUGCUCUCGGUGACCCUAACAAGGCUAAACAUACAACACAUAUUCCGUACCGAGAUUCAAAACUAACACGCUUAUUACAGGAUUCUCUUGGUGGAAAUGCUCAAACAUUAAUGAUUGCUUGUGUUUCAGGGGCGGAAUUCAAUCUUAAUGAAACUGUUAAUACUCUUAAAUAUGCAAACAGAGCUCGUAAUAUUAAAAAUUCGGCUGUUAUAAAUCAAGAAGAGGCUGGUUGGAAUGAUCUAGAACAUUUACAAAGUUUAGUUAUUAAAUUAAGAAAUGAAAUCAAAGCUCUCAAAGCUGCUGGUGCUUUGGUUUCCACAGGUGGUGCAACUUCGGUAAAUGGAAGUUAUGGUGGUAAUAGUACGUCUGGAUCUGGAAGAUCUACUCCUUUGGGCUUAAUAAGCGGACGAGAAACUCCAAUUCAUCAAAGCCAUCUACGGCGUCCUUCAACUCCACUUUCAAUAAAUAUGGCUGUGGGUAAUGCUAACCCAAACCAUAAAGACGUUGAAGUACUUGAAGAGCAACUUUCUCAACUUCAACGAUCAUACAUAGAAUUAUCUCAGAAAUAUGCAAAAACUUCAGCUGAACUUGCCUUACAUCAAGAUAAUUCGGAUGAGCUUGGCGCAAAAACAAUAUCUGAUAGGGUACAGCAAAAUGGAACUAAAUCAAAAUCAUCAAUGAAACCUAUAAAGGAAGAAAAUAUUUCGCAAAGUUUUCAGGAAGCCGUCGAACCUGUGAUCGAAGAAUACGAGAAAUCAAUAUCCGCACUUGAAAGUCAACUUGCACUUACACGUGCUGCAUUGGCGCAUUCUGAAAAUACAAUGCAAGAACAAGAACAAAAAUUAAAUUAUGCUGAACAAGCUAACGAGCAAAGUAAAUCUUUAAUAAAUGAUUUAAGAAACAAAGUCGCUAGAUUUAGUGAACGUGAAUCCACUACCGAACAUUAUAUUAAAGAUUUAGAAUCUAAACUUGAGGCUCAAUCUAUGGAACAACAGAAAGAUCAAGAUUUAAUAAAUGAACUAAGGAAUAAAAUCUCUCAAUUGAAAUCAAAUGGUGAUAGUACUGAAGGUUAUAUUCAAAGCUUAGAAUCUCGAUUAGCUACAAGUGAAGAACAAUUAAACAAAUUUCGUCAAAAUGUUGCAAACCUCGAAAGACGUCUCCAGGAUCGUGAAGCUGCUUAUCAAGAUCUAGAGAACCGUAUGAGACUUGUGGAAGUUGAUGAUAAAAAAUUACUGCUGGAUGAAAUUGAUGAUCGUGAUAAAAGAAUCACUCAACUUGAACAAAAAGUUGAUUUGCUCAUGAAAGAGUUAGAUAGAUUACGAGAAUUUUCUAAUUCUUCAUUUUCUAAUUCUUUAAUUGAUGAAACCGAUGGCCAUGAACGUUCUACUUCUGAAUUAUCUACAACUUUGUCAUCAUCACGAUCCAUUACACCUCAAUUAACUAGUGAGCAAGAGCGAAUGACCGUUGUAUUGGAAGCAAAACUUUCUGAAUUACAGAAAACUCACGACAAUACCGUAAAAGAGUUUAAUGAAAUGAAGGAUAAAUACCAAGCAAGUGUUGUCGAAAUGGAUGACCUUCGUUCACAAUUAGCAGAAGCCAAAGUGGUUUAUUCAGAAAGAGAAGAUAACUUUAAAUCAACUCCUUCAACACCGAUUACACCAAUGUCACCUACUAGCAAUUCUUUUAGAUUUUCACUUCCACAAUCGGCACGUUCUAAUGAAUUAAGUAAAGAAACUCUUCAUAAAUCACUCGAUGUUGCUAAACGUGCUUAUCACAGAAAGGCUAAAUCGCUUUCAGAAAUAAAAAGUACCGAAAAACGUGAUCUGGUCCAUCAGGUUAUUAUGCAAAAACUAAACACUGAACUUAAACAGCUUUCUUCACUUCAUGAUGAUAAAGAUCAAGGUUUAGGUACUAUUAAACAAGAAUUUGCUCGUUUGGAAAUGUGUUAUCGUGAAACUCUUGAACUUGUUGAAGAGUUGCGCGAAGAGAUCAAGAGACGUGACGCGUUGGCUCAACUAGAAGUUAUGUCCGUAGUAACAUCAGAUCACACUUAUACUGAAGGUUAUUCUCCUUCUAUGAGUGAUGUUGAUAAACUUGAUAUUGUCCAACGACUUCGUGAAGAAGUUGAACAACUUAAGGAAGAACAGAAGUUAGAAAUGGAAUUUCUCUCGAAAUAUAAAAAGGACAAAGAAAAUACUAACGAAGUUUCAAAAAUUGAAUCAAACAUUCGUGAUCUCCGUGAAGAAUUACAAAGUGUUCAAGAUUCUAAAGUCGAUGGUCAAAAUAAUGAUUCACGUGUCGUUGAAUUAGAAUUGCGUAUUAAAGAACUGGAAAAACAAUUAGCCGAUGCUCAAGGAACCCAACAGGAAAAAAUUGUAGAGACAGUUAAAUCUCCUGAUGAUUCAAUACCAGAAGAAAAUGCCAAUGCCUCAAAAUCAGAAAAUGAAAAAGACGAAUUAUUGGCACACCAACAACAUAUUGAGAAACUUCAAGUUGAAAUUGAAUCAAAAAGUCACACCAUUGCAGCACUCUUACUUGAAUAUGAAAAUAUCAUUAAAUUAAGAACGGAAUUAGCAUUGGCCAAAGAAGCUGAAUUUGUUAAUAAUCGGACCAUAAAGGAUCUUGAAUCUAAAUUAAAUAAUUCCGUAUCUGAAGCUGAUUCUUCAGAGGACACUGAUUCACUAACUGCUUUAAAGGACGAACUUUCAGAAGCCAAAGCAACUGAUUCGUAUCUUCGUAAAACUGUUCAAGAGUUAGAGACUAAACUUUCAACGGCAGAAAAACAAUCAACUGGCUUACAAUCAUUAAAAGACGAAAUUACAUUGUUAAAAAAUUCAGAAGCCGAACAAAAAUCCAUAAUUGAACAAUUGCAAGUACAAAUCCAAGAAAUGCAAGAAUCUAAAGAGGAGGCUGUUAAAGAGUUGCAAAACUUUAAAGGUGAUUUCGAAGCUCAAAAGGAGUACAUAGUUAAUCUUGAGACUGAAAUAAAAGCUUUGAAAGAGGAAUUGUUAAAAGCCCUUGCAGAAAAAGAAGAUCUUCUUUCUACAAAAAAUGAUAGUCUUGCAGAAUCAGAAGCUACCAUUCAAAAAAUUAAACAAGAACUUGAGGAUACCAAAUCGAAUAAAAAGAUCAACGAUGAACUUAUUAUGGAACUCGAGAAUAAGCUUGAAACUGCUGAAAAACAAUCAGAACUUUUAAAAGAAUUACAAUCAGAACUUGAACAAGCGAAAGCUCACAUAAAUAAACAAGAAGAGCUUAUUAAAACUUUGGAAUCUAAACUCCAACAUGCUCAAAGUCAAAGAGAUGACACGAUCUCUAAACUUGAGGCGGCAAAUGAAGAAAUUAAAAGACUCGAGGAUCAAUGUUCACGACUACAAAAUGAAAUUAGCGAAGUGCGCAAAGAAUCACAAAAUAUUAGUGCUGUUGACAAUAAAAUGGUAGAAGACCUUACCGACCAAUUAAAGAAAAUUCAAACCGAAUCAUCGGUUUAUAAAGAACGUGCCCAAGAACUUGAAAAUACAACACAACGACUUCGAUCAAGUAACGAUGAGUAUCGUGAAAUAAACAAUGAACUUAAUAGCCAAAUUGAACGAUUACAGAGAGAGCUUGAAACCCUUGCAGAAGAAUUUGCCGAAGCUGGUAUCAAGUUUGAGGAUUCUGAAGCUAUAUUGCAAGAACAAAAAAAUCGUAUUGCUUAUUUGGAAGAAACCCUAGAAACAGCUGACAAUAAUCCUUCUUCUGGCCUUGCGCAAUUGGCUGCCGAAAAUAAGAUUUUAAGGCACACAAAUGAUAAUUUAAACAUAAAGAUUUCUGAAGCGGAGAAUCAAAUAUUAUCAUUGAACGAGAGGAUAACGACUUUACAGCGUGAACUUGAGAACGCCAAGUCUCAGAAUAAAAAUGAUCAAAAUAUAGAAUCCGCCGAGACGUUAAAAGAAAAGAUUCAUGAGCUUGAAAUGGAAAAACAAGCAUUGGAACAAGCGAACACAACAUUUUUGGAAGAUCGUAAAAAACUUGAUCAAAAGAUAGAAUCUUUAACACAACAACUUUUAUCAGCGGGUAAAAGUGGAAAUAAGACCGCAGCUCAACUCGCUGAUCUUAACGGAAAGAUUUCAACUUUGGAAAAUGAAAUAGGGCAAGUGAGACAAAAAUCACGAGAAGAAAUUUCAGUAAUGGAAAAGGAAAUGAUGCGACUAUUAGAAAUCAAUGAACAAUUGAUGCAAGGAAAAAGUGAUGCAGCAUUACGAUCACCCAAAUCUCAAAGUGAUGACAGUUUCUCUAGAAAUCGAGCAGAUUCGUUGGAUUCAGGAUAUGUAUCUGGAAGCAUGCGCGUAACAAGCAAUACAGAUAGUGUCCUUCAAAAUAAAUUUUUACAACAAGAAAAUACUAUCUCUCAGCAAAAUAAUCUUAUCAAGUCUCUUCAAGACAAAAUAGAAGAACUUGAACGACGAUCACUCACUCUUGGAAGGCCUGUCUCUGCAGAGCUUGAUGCUGUAGGAGGACUUAAUAAGAAAAUCGCGGCUAUUGAAGGAGACAAUCUUCAAAAUUGUCAACUCGUCGAAACUCUUGAAGAAUCCCUUAAUGAUGCAGAAAAACAUCUUCAAAUUGCUAAGCAAGAAUUGCAAGUACUACAACAUGAAAAAGUAGAACUUGUAAAUCAAGUAAAGAAUCUGAAAAAUCAAUUAGAAGAUGCAACAAUACACUUUGAAAAAACAAGAUCGACUGUUCAACAAGAAAAGAAAGCUAUCGAGUCAGUAUUGGAAGAAGAAAGACGUGCAAAGGAAUCUGCAGAAAGAGCUAGGCGGCAACUAGAAAAUCAAAUGGAACAGCUUAUAUCAAAGAGAAGCAAGUUCAU
Messenger RNA from Racocetra fulgida, 5635 nucleotides. NCBI's taxonomy places the organism in Eukaryota, Fungi, Glomeromycota, Glomeromycetes, Diversisporales, Gigasporaceae. The record is from the annotation of a GenBank genome assembly.